Molecule: messenger RNA, 2425 nt
Organism: Vitrella brassicaformis
Lineage: Eukaryota; Vitrellaceae
Source: the annotation of a GenBank genome assembly
GUCUUUUUGUCGGUCGCUUUCUGCGAGCAUCGCAUUCGCUAAUUAGAGGCUUGUCGCGGCCAAAAGGCAGGAAGGUGCAUCGCUCUGUAUUUGUCGUGUCGCAUCAGCGAACCAUGGCGGUCCUCCUCACGACCAUGGUCGCCGCCCUGGCUGUCCUCUCGGCUGCAGCAGCGUCGCCCUUGCGGCGCCUCGCACCGUCAGAGGAGGUGUGCAAGAAGACAAACAAACAGCAGGUGGGAACGACGACCGACUCACUCUUGAUGUGACCAGAAGAAGAGGCCUGCCUCUGCUGCUGCCAUCGUUUGUGUGUCAGUCUUUGGCCCUCCAGAUGGGCUGUUUGACAGCAGCGUCGUAUGAAGACACUACAGCCGAGGACUACGCACAAGUAAGCCGAAGGCAGGAAGCUCUCCCCGUCUCUGGAACUCGCCACACCCCUCUUGCCGAUCCGUCGCUUGGCAGGAGUGGCACCUGGCUCUCCCAAUCGUGUCCAAGGGCGAUGCGGCCAUUGUAUGGGUGAAGCCCUCGCCCAAGCCAUCCCGUGCACCCACCCCCGAGCCCCCCUACUCCCGCAUGUACCCGAAGGGCCGUCUGGUGGACGCAUUCUUCCAGUCCCCGGACGAGUUUGAAGCACCAGAAUCGCGGGGCUGGGACGCCUUGAGGAUUGAGCUCGACGACGAGACGUGGGACGAAGCGGAGUGUGCCAUCUCAUUCGUGGUGGGUGGACAGACAGGGGAGAGAGUGGAUGUCUAGGUGCUCUGAUUAGCACGGGUUGAUGGGCGUGUCUGCACACAGGGGAGCAACGACCAUCAGGACCUGUUCAACUCGUAUCACAUUGAGCCAUACGAGCCCGUCACAGACCCACAAGGCAACACGUAAGCAAAGCGGAUCCGAUUGUCGGCAUCCAUCCAUCCAUCCAUCCAUUCUCGUGCGCUGUCGUGCAGAUACGAGGUGCACGCGGGCUUUUACGAAGAAGCCAUGGUACGUGAACGUUCGGUGUCAGGCCCGGCAUGGGCAUCGCCAUGAAUGGAUAUUUCUCCAUCAUCAUGUAUGCAGUCGUUGAUGGAGAGCCCCGAAUGGGAGGUCUGGGACGUCAUGCGGAACAGCAGUGUUUGCUCUAUGGGCAUCUACUUCACGGGCUUCUCACUCGGGGGUGCGCUGGCGUCGCUCUUUCACCUGCAGCAAUACGGACCCUGGAGCGAUAAGGCCACAGUAAGGACGGAGGGCGGAACACCACAACCAAUACCCCACGCACAUGCUCGACCGCGUGUGUCUGUCCGUGUCAGCUCAUCACCUUCGGCGCUCCACCUGUCGUCACCCACCGAUCCUUCCCUCCUGAGCACACUGACCAAGAUGAAUCGCCCCCUUGUCACAGCAAUGGCGUGCACUUCCAGUAUUCCUCCUUCUGGGCGGGCAGCGACCCCGUCCCCCGGCUGUUCUCGUCCUCCCUGCGGCACUUGGAGAGAAUCGUCGACCUAGAGAGAGGCGUCACCAAUCGGGCCAACUAUGAGACAGCAGGGGGCGACAUGUGCGCAAGGCGGCUGGCGGCCGAAGGCCUCCCCUCUUCGUCUGCCAGCGAUGACCGGAGAUCCCUCCUGCUGCUUCAAGGCAUCUGGAAUCCUUGGCAGGUGUGCGGCACGGCUGAGAAAGAUUGAUGGCUGUGCAUGCUGUCUGUCCGUCUAUCUGUGUGUGUUACCGGUUUCUCUGUCAGCACUACCUCCGGAACUACGUGACGAUGUUCGCGGAGCUGCAGAGGGUGGUGCCGAGCCCCGUGACUGAUAGCAACGAGAGCCAGGAGACGUGCAGCUACGAUACCCGUGGCACGUGCUUCCUGCUGCCCUGCUGGGGCUAUGGCAGCAACGUGUCAUGCCAAAGGGGCAGGUGUCUCUGUCGAGACAAUUUUUGUUUCAGCGGCGGGCAGUGCCGCCCUGCAGCACCGGUGGCGCAGGAGGCGGCAGAGAAGGGGAGGCUGAGCGCUGAGGCUCUUCUGAGCGUGCCUGCACCCGUCCUGCCACUGGUAAGGGACGUGUAGUGAUGUGUAUAUGGAUCCCAUGCAUGUGUGCAUCCACACAUACAUGCACAGUCAGCCUUACGUGUUUCGUACUUUUUGUCAAAAGCAAGCCGCGUCGCCCAUAAAUGUGCUGGCACGUUUCGUGUGUGUGUGUGUACUAUGUCACGUGUGUGUAUAUAUGUGUGUGUAGGCGUGUACCGUACGCAUGUGCAAUGAUGGCACUCGAUGGGCUGGCUGUAGUCAUGUUUCUCCUCCGGAUCCUCCACUCCAUUUGUAUGUUUGCGUUGAUCCUGACACGACACGCUCAUCGGUUGCUUUGGCCUUUAGGGACGUACUACGUGUGUCCAUGUUCAUGUGCAUCGCACCAACGCCGAGCAAGUGCGUGUGUGGAUAUGAAUUCAACAGACGGCAGUCCAC